UGCAGCCGAGCAUCAACAAUCACCUCCAAUGAAGCAAUUACUGUUCAAAGACACGGUAAGAAAUAUGUCUGGAAGUUGCUAUUGAUGAUUACGGACUCAACUAUAUUGAUUUUCCUUUCUCUUCCUGCAACUACUCUGGAAGCUGGGGACUGAAUUGGCUACACGUGCUCGCCACUGUAAACAACAAUGACGCUCCUAGCAAGCCAUUUAGGGCAAAUCUCUCUAUCUACGAAAUCAAUAGCAGAGCUCGAAUUCCCCCCUCCCAAGAUCUUUACCAAUGCACUAUUGAAAGACCAUGAGAUUACGACGUUAAUCCGCGACACUGAACCUCACGAGCGUGCCUUAUUCACAUUAGACCCAACUGCUAUCUCCAGACCUCGCCAGCAAGAUGCCACUCAACCGAAUGGAAGCUUGCAGACCAGGAAAAGCCUCUUCCCGAAUGCUCAUCCAGUCAGACAGUCAGCCGUUACGAGGUUAUUGGGUAGAGACAUGCUUCAAGAGAUAAGACAGUCGAGCAACAAACGCGAUGGGGUCAAUGUUGAGGUGCUGCUGCGCGGAGCAGAGAAAUUGUGUGAUGUAUAUGCAGUUGCAGGAGUGCCGGAGAAGAUUCGAGCAUUGCGGAACCGCUACCAAGAAGUCGCUGCCUCCCUAUCAUCGCUGGAAGAGAAAGUGUCAAAACAACAAUCGCAGCUAGACCGACGAAACAAAAGCUUCGAGUUUGACGAUGAAGCAGAAAAUGACCUGAGGAACACCGAUGGUGACAACACUGUCAUGUUGACGGAGCAGGACUUUCAGAACGAGGAAAAUGAAAUCAGAGAGCUAGAAGCAAAGAAGAAGGCUCUGGAAGAGCGUGUCUCUGGCAUGGAAAGAGAUCUCGGCGGUCUCCUUCGAUGAGCAUGCUUGCGAGCUCUGAAAAAUAGACACAAUAUCGACAUCGACGGGCGCACCCAGCUCAGACGGAUCCAUGAGCCAUUGGCUUGCCCGUAGGACGACCCUUCUGCAGUCACCUUGGUGCAAGACUUGUACAGUCUGACAUUCACUGCACCCUACUCUCCCGGUGCCUCUGGUCAAGGCAGGUAGGUCGCUGAAGAACACGGGCGAUAUCGAUACUGUUACCUGGGAGGCAGUCACGGCCAACCCGAUCGUUGUCGCGAUCUUGAUGGUGAUGACUGUAGGCCAAGACUUGAACGGCCGGGGUUAUUGAGGACAUCAGCACUGUACUCCGUCUCGAGGUUGCGAUAAUAUGCAUCUCAACACCCGGAAUGGGACUCCAACAAUGUACUACCACUCAGCAAGAGCGAAGUUGGAGUGACAGCCCCAGGAUCAAGAGUUGGCUAGGAACCCUUGUCGCUAUCGACCUGGCAUGCGGUUCCAGGGAAACGGAUUUUGUGCUCGGCUCAGUAUAGCCUUCGAAGAAACAGCUCGGUCAUCCGUACCAAGUUAAUAUGUUUCAGACAGCUCUCAGCGCUAUGCUUCUUGCACGAUAGAUACGAAUUAUUGACAUACCUCUUUUGACAUUUAGUUAGGCUGAGGCGAAAGUGGACUAGGCAUACCUUCUUUCGGCACGCGAGAUUUGCGAUCU
Molecule: messenger RNA, 1582 nt
Organism: Exophiala xenobiotica
Lineage: Eukaryota; Fungi; Ascomycota; Eurotiomycetes; Chaetothyriales; Herpotrichiellaceae
Exons: 2
Coding region: 187-894 (235 amino acids)
Biological process (GO): attachment of spindle microtubules to kinetochore
Cellular component (GO): DASH complex; spindle microtubule
Source: RefSeq, a predicted model, not a curated record